CUGUGAUCCAUUUGCUAACGAUGAGAUGACAAGAGCUCUGAAGAUAGUGGAUUUCUCUCAUAGUCUAGAUUUGAGAUUACAGUCUCAAGUAAGCUUGCCUAACAGCUUUCCCAUAUCCCAGACCCCUCAUGGACAACAGCUUCUGGCAAAAAGUUCUCUUCCUUAUCAGGUAGACUUGGUUGGCAUUGCAGAUAUAGUCCAUUUGAUGCUGUUUGGGGAUCAUGUCCAGGUCUAUCAAGAGAAUUCCGUCUGGAAAAUCAGCCAAAAUCUAUCAAAGACUGUUGACAGUGAUUUCUGGAGUAAACUUUUUGGGAGAAUUCUGAAUGCAGAUGGUAAGUCCACAGUGCCUCUGCUGAGGGAGUUAAGAGAGGAAAUAAGUGACAUGUUUGACAGCUGUUUCCAAGAACGACUUUGUGAAUCCUUAGCUGCACUGGGAGAAACUUUCCUCUUGGAGAACUUCCUGUAAUUUCACAGAGGACAAAUCCAUUUUGUAUUAUAGAGAGGA
Molecule: messenger RNA, 505 nt
Organism: Phaethon lepturus (White-tailed tropicbird)
Lineage: Eukaryota; Metazoa; Chordata; Aves; Phaethontiformes; Phaethontidae
Product: mitotic checkpoint serine/threonine-protein kinase BUB1 beta-like
Exons: 3
Coding region: 26-466 (146 amino acids)
Biological process (GO): meiotic sister chromatid cohesion, centromeric; mitotic spindle assembly checkpoint signaling
Molecular function (GO): protein kinase activity
Source: RefSeq, a predicted model, not a curated record